GAGCCCGAGAGGUGUUUCAGUCCAACAAGAGACACCGCAGCCACCGGCUCUCGGCAUCCACAUUUUUUUUAUUUAGCAGUUUAGCAGAUCAUUAGCCACAAAACCACACCACACCGACCGCCAGCCAGCACCUGUUUUUGUUUAUUCUGAUUUGGGAGAGGAUUAGGUGAUAAGCGGAGCCGUAAACAAAGAGAUCUGAUUUCGUAAACAAAAAGUGGUCUUUUGGAGACAGAACGAUGGAGGUGCCCCCGCCGCUCGUACUAAAGCGCCCUCUAUAUGUGCCCAGCAAGACCCUGAUGGGUCCUGGGCCCUCGAACUGCUCCCAUCGGGUCCUGGAGGCGAUGAGCAAUCCGGUUCUGGGUCAUAUGCAUCCCGAGUGCCUGCAGAUUAUGGACGAGGUGAAGGAGGGCAUCAAGUACAUCUUCCAGACCCUGAACGACGCCACCAUGUGCAUCAGUGGAGCAGGACAUGCCGGCAUGGAGGCGGCCCUCUGCAAUCUGAUCGAGGACGGAGACGCAGUCCUAAUGGGAAUCACCGGAGUCUGGGGUCAUCGGGCCGGUGACAUGGCCCGCCGGUAUGGCGCCGAGGUGCACUACGUGGAGGCCAGCUUUGGACGGGCCCUCAGCCUGGAGGAGAUCGAAUUCGCCUUCGAGGCCCACCAACCGAAAGUGUUCUUCAUCGCCCAGGGCGACUCCUCCACGGGUAUCAUCCAGCAGAACAUUCCCGAGAUCGGGGAACUGUGCCGGAAGUACGACUGCUUCCUGGUGGUCGAUACGGUGGCCUCGCUGGGCGGUACUGAGUUCCUCAUGGACGAGUGGAAGGUGGAUGUGGCGUAUACCGGCUCCCAGAAGUCGCUCGGCGGCCCGGCCGGUCUCACGCCGAUCUCGUUCAGCAAACGGGCUCUCACCCGGAUCCGGAAGCGCAAGACCAAGCCGAAGGUGUACUACUUUGACAUCCUGCUGAUUGGCCAGUACUGGGGCUGCUAUGGCACGCCCCGGAUCUAUCAUCACACCAUCUCCUCCACCCUGCUGUACGGUCUCCGCGAGGCACUGGCCCACUUCUGUGCCGUGGGCCUGAAGGCGGUGGUGAAGCGCCACCAGGAGUGCUCCCGCCGACUCCAGCUGGGCAUCGAGGAGCUGGGCCUGGAGAUGUUCGUCCAGCGGGAGGAUGAGCGGCUGCCCACAGUGAACACCAUUAAGGUGCCGUUCGGAGUGGACUGGAAGAAAGUGGCCGAGUAUGCCAUGAGAAAAUACAGCGUAGAGAUUAGCGGCGGACUGGGCCCCACCGUGGAGCAUGUCUUCCGGAUCGGGCUGAUGGGCGAGAACGCCACCCUGGAGCGAGUGGACAUGGUGCUCAGCAUCCUGAACGAGGCCAUCCAGAGCAUCAAGCAGCGGGCGGUCAAGACGGAGCGCUCCAAGAUCUAACCAGGCCUAGUAGUAAUUUUUAUUUUUUUUAUUGGUUUUAGUUUCAAACUUUUAAAUAAAAAAUAAAUCUUUAAAACCUAAA
Drosophila ananassae is the source of this 1506-nucleotide messenger RNA. It is a transcript of the gene Agxt, whose product is annotated as alanine--glyoxylate aminotransferase. Bases 237 to 1424 code for a protein of 395 amino acids. The record is from RefSeq and is a predicted model, not a curated record. Lineage: Eukaryota; Metazoa; Arthropoda; Insecta; Diptera; Drosophilidae. The transcript is spliced from 3 exons. Gene Ontology annotation, cellular component: peroxisome. Gene Ontology annotation, molecular function: L-serine:pyruvate transaminase activity; L-alanine:glyoxylate transaminase activity.